Messenger RNA from Amphibalanus amphitrite, 1205 nucleotides. RefSeq names its product WD repeat-containing protein 54-like. Lineage: Eukaryota; Metazoa; Arthropoda; Thecostraca; Balanomorpha; Balanidae. The record is from RefSeq and is a predicted model, not a curated record. Gene Ontology annotation, molecular function: protein binding. The transcript is spliced from 5 exons. Bases 390 to 1184 code for a protein of 264 amino acids.
AUAUAAAAUCGAAAGGAUGAUUUCCUAGUGCGGCUACUUUUGCAUCACUUUUUAUACUCUUUAUGAUUCAAUGUGAAUUGGGAGUUUUUGGUAGCGUGUUUAGUGGUUUCAGAAUGAGACUCGAGUGUUUUGCAACUUCAUUAUAAAUUACUGUCAUCGACCAAAAAGUUGAGAAUAUAUUCAUUCGUGAUCUUUUCUUUGGUACCCUACCGUCUAUGGCCGAACUUUGAUUUUGUGGUAACUCAUUUUUUUACUGCACACACUCACUAUUCACAAGGAACACUCGAAGUUGGUGUUUUUUGUCGUUUUUGUGGCGUCGUUUCCCUGCCACUACUUCACUUAUUUACUAGUUGAAGCCUUAUCGUAAAGUUGUUCUGAGACUGAUCAGGAUGUAUGAGAAAGAGAAGUCCCUGCUGAUGGCCCACGGCUGUGCUGCGGCUACUAAUGGCCUGGCCGUGCAGAGGUCAGCGGACGGCCCUACCUGGGUGGCCUGGCCGCAUGGUAACCAGGUUUGCCUGCUGCGACUGGACGGGGACCGGGCAGAGACGCGCACCGUGGCUGGCCGGUCCAGCGACGGCGCCCACUCAGUAAUGCAGGUGCGCUGGUGCGAGCUGCGCGGCACCACCUACCUGGUGGUGGCCGCCUCCAACGGGGUGGACUUUUACGACGAGCACGGCGCCAGUCUGCUCUUCUCGUUCCCGUUCAGCCAGGAGGGCGGCGGCGGCAGCUUCACACGCGGCAUCGCCACCUUCCUUGGAAAGGCCUGUGUCGGCACCUCGGACGGCUCGCUGCUGGUGUUCCAGCGGGACGCGGCCGCCGGCGCGCCCCACCUGGCGCAGCGGGCGCGCCUGCACGCCAGUGCCAUCUGCGCUCUGGCCGGGGACGAGUGUCACCUGGUCUCGUCCGACCAAAGCGGUAACAUCGUCCAGUGGGCCGGCAAGGCGGGCGAGCUGACCAAGGUCCGCCAGAUCGACCACUACGGCUCUGCGUGCACCGGCCUGACGCUGACGGCCCAGUACGUGGUGGCCGUGUACGGCUCGGGCCACCUGCGCCUCUUCAGCCGCCAGACGGGCCAGGUGCGCGCCGAGGUCACGGCGCAUGCGCGCUGGAUCACCGGCCUGGACGUGGCUCUGGAGAGCGGCCUCCUGCUCACAGUGGCUGAAGACGCCUCCGUCAAAGUGUGAAGGUGUCGGAGGAUGGCAAGC